CGUUCUUUUAAUACGUGGACAUAUACAUGGGCUAUGAUGAGUUGGAAAGUAUGCUCGUUUCUCCUUUCAGCACAUUUUUUUCAAGGUUUGUUUUGCAAGAGCAUAUAUCUUAUCCCAUCACAAACUGACGUUGUUGUUAACAAUAACUUUACAUUAACUUGCACAUACAACGGGUACAUUGAGGUAACUGGUACAAAAUGGAAUGUACAGGGAAAAUAUACACCAUCUGUUGUUAGAAACGAAGACGGCACAUGCUCUGGUAGCGGAAUAUUUGCUAACAACUCAAUCUACGAAGUAGGAUGCCCGUCAAAAACGUCUUUCACUGUAACAAUAUUACGAGUACAACUCGAUGAUCAUGGUGCCCAGUGGAUUUGCUUUGAUCGUGAAAGGGAGAGUAACAAUGUCACUAUUUUUGUUAAAGUUCCUGUUAGAAAUGUAACGUUAUCGGGACCAAGUUCUCGUUUAUUCAAAGAGCAUUCCAAACAAACUUUUAGAUGUGAAACGUCAAUUGGUCGACCACAACCUUACGUUGACUGGUUCAUCCUUGAAUAUACUGGUAGCGUGAAACAUGAAAUCACAGUAAAUUCUUCGUCGCAAAUCAUUUCCUCAACCACAGAUGGACUUGUAGCUGUGAAGAGCCUUCUCCAGUUUUAUCCUAAUAAAACAUUCACCAAUUGGAUGCUAUAUUGUGAAGCUUGGAUUGACAACGAAACCAGUGCAAUUUUCAGCAACCAGUUUACCCUUAAUAUAAUGUAUCCUCCAGAUAGUCCACCAGUAAUUCUUGGAUACGAGGACGGCAAAAUGUAUACACUUAUAGAAUCAGAAGUUGGUGAAUUAUCCUGUUCUAUAUCUAGUGGAAACCCACUUCCAAAUUUAACGUGGAUAUGCUAUAAUAGCAAACCGGCAUUGAGCACAGUAAAUGGCAACAUAGUUAUGAGCAAUGUGACUUUGAUUGCGUUUCGUAAUCAAUCGUAUUGUUCUUGUGUAUCAAACCAUCCAUGGUCAGGAGUUACGCAAUCCACUACUGUGUCAGUACACAUUCUAUUUCCACCACAGAAACCAACAUUAAAAGUGAACUCAGCAUAUGUGACUGGUACAAUUGACGUAAUAAUCAACCAAAAUCUGAAUGUAAUAUGCGAUAGCGAAGGUAACCCACUCCCGAACUACACUUGGACUGGUCCUCUCAUAGGAAAUGUUAUGGGUAAAGAACUUAAUGUUACGAUCAAUAGUAAAAACGACAGAACAUACAAAUGUAUAGCUAGAAAUGUUAUUACAAGUUUGGAAAACAUGCAAACAGAUGGAAGAAAUGAAACUGCUUUAACAGUUAAGGUUUUGUAUCCACCUGAAAAACCUUUUUUUAAAUAUGGACAUAUACACGGGCAACUUAUCAGUCAUGACAUGCUCGAAGUAUUCAAGGGAGAAUCCUUUUCUAUAUACUGUGAUGCCAUAGGAAAUCCUCCUCCCACUGUGUUUUGGGAUAAUAACUAUACAAACGAAAGUGUUAUAAAUAUACAGUCUAUAAGAUCUGCCAUCAACAAAACGUGUACUGCAAGAAAUAAAAUGAAAGAAACCGUUGGAGAAAACAGAGAUGGUGUUUCAAAAUCUACAUUAAUCAUAAAAGUUUUCACUCAGUCGAAAAUACAACGUUUUUAUGUCAAUGCGAAGAAAUCAAAUGGUGCCUUUAUUGUAAAUGAAACCAGUACGGUAUCAUUUAUUUGCAGUGCAGAAGGAUACCCCGCUUCAGAUAUUAUUGUUAUCAGUCCUGAAGAAAAAGCUAUUUUAAAUAUAACAAAUUCAAACAGCAUAGAUCUCGUACUGAUUAAUGUAUCAUAUGUUAAUGCUGGAGAAUAUACAUGCAUUGGACAGAAUAUAUACAACACAGAUAAUCAGUCUUCCAAGUCAAAACUUAUCCUUAUUGUUCGAUGUCCACCAAGACCAUCUUCUGUCGAUUACAGCAUAGUGAAGAUCAUUGCAAUUCUAAAUGAGGACGUGCUUUUGCAAUUCACUGCUCAUGAUUAUCUUGAUGAACCAAACAACACAGUUUUUACAUGGUUUCAACAUCACCAGUCUGUACAAAACGAUGGUGGUAAAAUCACAAUAUCUUCAGAUGGAAUGCAGUCAAACCUUACUAUCAAAAAUAUAACACGUGAAGAUAUUGGGCAAAUUGCAGUGCAUGUAUCGAAUUCCGUUGGCAAAUACAUUCAUUUCUAUGAAAUUUUGUUAAAAGAUAAACCAGACCAACCGCUUUACUUCAAUGAAAUUGAAAACUCCAUUACUGACUCAUCGGUCACUCUGACAUGGACUGCCGGUUUCAACGGCGGUGAAUCGCAAGUGUUCAUUCUGAUUUAUAAAAUGUCUUCCGGGGACAACUGGAAGAGCACAACGAUACAGGAUAAUGGUUUCAAACAGAGGAAUUUUACCCUCAGAGGUUUAUCAAGAAUGACGGAGUACGACGCUAAAAUGUUCUCGAGGAAUGAAAUCGGUGACUCCAACCUCACUCCAAGUCUUCAUUUUAAAACAAAAGCGGGCGUUUCACAGCAAAAGUCAGGUACUGAUGUGAAAAACUUAGGUAUUGUUGUUGGAGUUGGCGUUGGUACAUUUGCAGGAACUAUUUUGAUAGUUGUCGUUACUCUAAUUUGUUACAAGUGCUUCAGGAAGGACCAAAAUUCUGCCAGAAAAGCGAUAGGAAACAUGAAGGACAGCCAGAAUGCAUUUACGUAUGAGAAUUUGGAUUCGACCGAAAGUAAAGAGAAUGAGAAUAAUCGAGUACACACAACUCCUACAUAUGAGUCACUUGACUCUGCAUUACAAGAACUUAGUUCAUUCAAAGAAACAGGUAGCAGAACACAUCAACCAUGUCAACAGAAUCAAACAUCUGAGUACAUAAAUACAAAUAUUUAA
Molecule: messenger RNA, 2901 nt
Organism: Ruditapes philippinarum (Manila clam)
Lineage: Eukaryota; Metazoa; Mollusca; Bivalvia; Venerida; Veneridae
Product: nephrin-like
Exons: 12
Coding region: 34-2901 (955 amino acids)
Molecular function (GO): protein binding
Source: RefSeq, a predicted model, not a curated record